AUGUCCCACUACAUUGAAUCGACGUCGUACAACCACGAUGGUGAGUGUUUCGCUCUUGUCCCCUCACGAUGUCGUCGCGCUCGGUGACCACCGAAGCGGUGUGCUCGUGCUCGUGGUUCCUUCUUAUUGGCAUCAAGGAGGUACUUGCUGACUGUGCCAUUGCUUUUUUAUUUCAUGUGUUCUUUGCCCAUCUCUCGUCCGCCGCUCCGCUCUCUGGCGCCGUCUCCGACCUGCUAAUGGACAACCGUACGAAUACGAUGCGCCAUACCCCCCCGUCGCUGGUGACCGACCACGCGACCGAACAACGUGACCGACCACCGAACACGCCUCUCGGGCCCGCGCGGCUGGUGCACAUCUGACCUCCUUUCCCGACCGACCACGCACCACCCCUGUCCCCCUGCCCACCUUUCGCGCCUUUUUCGCUUGAACGAUCUCAGUUGUCGACCGAUCGCCACGGCCCCGCGUCGCGCCCGGCCCAGCGGUGGCUGCCUUCUCGGUUGAAUCGUCCACGACUGGCGCACCCUACUCGUCCCCUUCGCAACCGACCCCGACGCAGCACCACAGUCCGGUGCGCCACUCGGCUCGCGGCAUGUCGUCGCACCACCACGCCCACCACGCCCAGCACGCCCAGCACCCAUCGAACCUGCAAUCCCCGCUGUCGUCGCCUCAUCUUGGCUUUGCCGGCUCGCCCCGAUUCAGCCACGCGCCAGGCGCUCCUCAGGCCCCGGGCCAGGGCGGCGCGCCGGCAACAGGCUACGCCGGGCCUGGUGUUCGCAACUACCACAACCUCGAGAUGGCAUCCUACCCUUCUAACGGGGCGGGUCCGUCGACGCCGCACCACCAUGAUAUGCACUCGUCACCCAUGAUGGGGGGCUCGCGCGUGCACAGCCCGGCACCGGCUUUGCAAUCGCACUCGCAUGCCGGUUCCUACUACUCGGCCUCGACGCAGCACACGCCCGUCUUGGGCGGCCCUUCCGCCGCGUCAUCGAUCAACGAUGGGCCCAACCCCGCCUCGAACAACCACAACAGCAACAGCGGCUCGGCCGGGGGUCAUCACUCGGUCCAUGCCUCGCCGUACCACACCCCGAUACUGCGCCACUCGGAAUCACGGGAGCCCAGCUCGCCCCGGGUCAUGACCACGUCGACCUAUUCGCCGACGAUCCGGGUGCUGCAGUGGACGCCUCAGCACGGCGACGAGGGCACGCAGGUUACGAUUGUGCUUGACUCUUACGCCAUCAACGGCGCGCCCGCGACACAGUACUCGAUCGCCGCCUUCGGUCCCGGCUCGUCGACGAGCGGCCAUAAGACGGCCGUAACGCGCCGGUUCGUCGUCGCGUUUGGUGUCGCUGCCGCCCCGACCCGGUUCGCCCGAGCGCAGAACAUCGAUGGCAACGGCGUCGCCCAGUCCAUGUCGGCCGGACCCAACGAGAUGGACGCUUUCGUUGUCUUGUCGACCUUUGUGCCCGCGCGGCAGUCGAUGGGCCCGCUCAACGAACGCGUCCUGGUCAGUGUGCGAGUGCUCGACGAAGGCUCGGCAAUUCUUGAGGAGACCGUCGUAGGCGAAUGGGACGCCGCGCCGCCGCUGCCGCCUUCCCCCGUGCGGCGUGCCCUACCCACGUUCAAGCGUUCCGGGGACGAGCUCGAGGUCGCUCGUGACGCCCCUGGCCUGCGCAGCCCCUUGGUCACCCAUUCGACCCCGCGCCGCAACCGAGAGUACCUCUCUCCGCCGCAAACGAACGGUCAAUUCUCAUCGCCUGUGCUCGGUGGCGGCGGCGGCGGCGUCGGGGCGCACCACCCCGAUCGCUCGCCUCGCCUUGACGACAGCGAAACGGCAGCCUCGGCCAGUCUACGACAUCCUCCGCUGCAGGACGAUCAGGACCCGGGCGAGAUCGAGGCACCCCCGUCGCAACCAGAUCUCUUAAGGACCUCCCAAAUCCCGCCCUCGCUCGUCGACGACACGGGCUCGUCGCUCGUCACCUUCUCCAACAAGGCGACGCUCAAGCUGCAAGGCGAUUUGAACCAGAUGGCGAUGGGGUGGUCGAACGAGGAAUGGACGAAUCGACGCCGGUUGAUCCAAUUCUGGCGCAGCCAAGAGGGGAACCAGAUCAAUGCGACGUUCCGACCGAUCCUGCAGAACGACUUUGUCCCCAACUCGAUCGUCAUCUCAUGCAUCUUCCGCGACGACUGGAAUGAGUGCUUCGUCACCUCGGUCGACACGAUCUACCUGCUCGAGGCACUCGUCGGGGUGCGCUUUACCGUUGAAGAGAAGAACCGCAUUCGCCGCAAUCUCGAGGGCUUCAAGCCGAUGACGGUCUCGAAGAGCAAGGCCGAGUCGGAACCGUUUUUCAAAUUGAUUAUGGGUUUCCCGAACCCCAAGCCGCGCAACAUUGAAAAGGACGUCAAGGUCUUUCCCUGGAAGGUGCUCGCCGGUGCUUUGAAGAAGAUCAUCAGCAAAUACGUGAGCGUUUUCUCUUUGCUUGCUUAAAUCAUGGUCUCGCACGUGCAGCUUUGCCCACGUCUUCUCCGUGGCAAAACAUUCGAGCUGACAUCUAUGUCUCACCCUAUAACGCUUCCUUACCCCCCAGUCCGCCACGUACACUGGUUCGGCUUCGAACGAGCUGAUCAAUGCGGGUACUAUCCCUCUCACCAUCUCGAACGAGGCCUUCUCGCAACCCCAGACGCCUCACAUGUCGCCUGCGAUGAGCUCGUCGGCGCAUUUCGCCUCACCGCACCUCGGUCGAUCGGGUUCAGCGGUUCCCUCUCCGCACCUCGGCGUGAGUGAUCGAUACGGCGGCGGUACUAGCGGCGCUGGUGUCAGUCUUUCAAAUUCGCACUUUGCCAGUCCGACAUCGGGUGGUUCGGCCCGACUCGAGUCGACGCACGUGCCCUCUUCACCCCACCAGCACAGGGCGCCGCCAUCGUCGUACCUCUCCUCCUCGGUGCCCGCAAGUCGCAGCAAUCCCACGAAUGUCCCAACGUCCUUGAACUCGAUUUUCCGUCCCUCGCAUUCUCGUCCCGGGUCUUUCGACUUCAACUCGAUCCUCGAAUCGUCUAAUUUCGCCCCCUCGGGGUCGAGCAGCGCGUACGAUCGUCGUCCUUCGUAUUCGACCAACUUGGCCCAUCCGCACCUCUUCCCUUCGGCUGAGGACUACGGUAUCUCCCCUUCGUUCAUGAAUGGUGGUGGCACCGCGUUGAGUGCGCCGGCGAUGUCGCAUUCGCGAUCCUUCUCCGAAGGACCUCGACGGGAUUCUCUGACGGGCCAACAAAGUCUGGGGACGUAUUUCGCUGCGCCUUCAGCUGCGAACAACAACACCUACUCCGCGAACAAUUAUGCGUCCCCUGAAGUCGUCUACAACCAGGACCAUACCUCGACUUCGCCUGAUACCAACAAUGGCGCAGAGGAGAAGAUUGAAGACGCGAGCGCUGUUGCUGGAACGUCCACCUCAACGACAACGACCACCGCCAGAGCGGCGCCGGCUGACACCAACUAA
Microbotryum saponariae is the source of this 3491-nucleotide messenger RNA. Lineage: Eukaryota; Fungi; Basidiomycota; Microbotryomycetes; Microbotryales; Microbotryaceae. The record is from the annotation of a GenBank genome assembly.